AUGGCUACAACAAAUAAGAAAUUACAAAAAAUUAUGACCCAACCUAUAAAUCAAAUUUUUAGGUUUUUUACGAAUAAAACAGUUGUACAAAUAUGGCUUUAUGAUAAGCCAGACAUAAGAAUUGAAGGAAAAAUAUUGGGUUUUGAUGAAUAUAUGAAUAUGGUUUUAGAUGAAUCUGAAGAAAUUUUAGUAAAAAAAAAUUCAAGGAAACAAUUGGGAAAAAUUUUAUUAAAAGGAGACACAAUAACACUAAUAAUGGAAGCACAUAAAGGAGAACAAAAUUAA
Messenger RNA from Plasmodium gallinaceum, 285 nucleotides. RefSeq names its product small nuclear ribonucleoprotein E, putative (gene SNRPE). Gene Ontology annotation, biological process: spliceosomal snRNP assembly; mRNA splicing, via spliceosome. NCBI's taxonomy places the organism in Eukaryota, Apicomplexa, Aconoidasida, Haemosporida, Plasmodiidae. Bases 1 to 285 code for a protein of 94 amino acids. Gene Ontology annotation, molecular function: RNA binding. The transcript has 4 exons. The record is from RefSeq and is a predicted model, not a curated record. Gene Ontology annotation, cellular component: U1 snRNP; precatalytic spliceosome; U2 snRNP.